Acaulospora morrowiae is the source of this 3359-nucleotide messenger RNA. Lineage: Eukaryota; Fungi; Glomeromycota; Glomeromycetes; Diversisporales; Acaulosporaceae. The record is from the annotation of a GenBank genome assembly.
AAGGUGGCCUACUGAAAAGAAGGAUGAAACCUACUGCAGACAAUGCAUUUAUCUUGUUUGGUGAAUUUCUUGAAGAAGAACUAAAAAAAACAAACAAAAUUCCAGUGGAAGAAUUCCGUGAGGCUGUUGGCGAAAAGAACGUUUCCGAUCUCUAUAAUGCGUUAAAACUCCAUCGCAGAUGUCGUAAGGACUCAGACCAAGAAGUGAAAAAGGCUGCGUCGGGAAUAAUAUGUAUGCUGACGGAGUGGUUCCCACAAUUUUCCGAUUGGCGUGAGCUGGUGAAAGACGAUGAACAGAGUGAAGUCGAAAAAGUGAUAAAAGAAUUUUCGAAAAUAAAAAAGCCAAGUAUACCACCACGUGUGGCUCUUCCCCCGCCAUCAUUAUAUUUUGAUCGUGACGUCACCCGUUUACUCAAAAUGUUUCGCACUUCAUUGACCGAAGGACUUCCCACUUCAAGUAUUCCGUCAUUACUGAAUCAUUAUGGUCCAAAUAAAAUCCCGGAGCCGCCUAAACCAUCUAUUUUCAAUAUGAUAUUUAACCAAUUGAAGGACUUCAUGGUCCUCAUUUUGUUGGCCGCCACAAUUGUCUCUGCGGCCGAAUCCGAUUUCAAGGGAAUGGGUGUGUUGCUUGUCGUCAUCGUGCUUAAUACCAUUAUUGGGUUUACUCAGGAAUACAAGGCCACUAAGGCCUUAGAAGCUUUACAAAAACUAUCGGUUCCUAAGGCACGAGUAAUUCGGGAUGGUCAACAGUUGGAGAUUGAUUCUUCUCAACUUGUUCCAGGUGAUAUUGUAGUAUUAGAAGAGGGUGAGGCCGUUCCCGCAGAUGUAAGAAUCGUAGAAUGUUCGCAUCUGGAAGUGAUCGAGUCAGCACUUACUGGUGAAAGUCUUUCGGUAUCAAAGAGCGUGAAGAAGAUUUGGACAAAUGUGGGUGAUUGUAAGGGCAAUGCAUUUAUGUCAACUGUGGUUUUCAAGGGUCGAGGCAAAGGUCUUGUUGUCAGAACUGGCAGUGAUACGGAAAUUGGUAAGAUUAGUGCUGCCAUCUCCUCGUCCAAAAAGGUUACAACACCGAUUCAACGUAAAUUGACAAAACUUGGAAAAUUUCUCGUUGUUCUCGCAAUAUUUUUGUGCAUUCUCGUCAUAAUUAUCGGAAUCGCAUAUAAACAUAGCGUGAAAGAUAUGAUUUCUAUUGGCAUAAGUUUGGCAGUAUCGGUCAUUCCGGAAGGUUUGGUAGCGGUGACCACAGUAACAAUGGCUAUAGGUGUUCGUCGUAUGGCAAAACGUAGUGCCAUCGUGAGAACCCUACCUACCGUAGAAACGUUAGGGAGUGUCACUGUAAUAUGUUCCGAUAAGACUGGCACACUGACCGAAGGAAAGAUGGGACCAUGUGAACUUUGGACAGCUGACGACACACAUUAUUCAUUUACUGAGCCAACAUCCUUGAAUCCGAGCGAGGGUAAAAUAGUUACCUAUCCUCGAGAGUAUUAUUGUAAAAGGCUUUUCAAAACACGUUCCGAGAAAUCGCAGUCAAAAAACGAGAAGGUUGAUUACACAACGUUCGAAUCACAUGAAAUUCCGAAAAAACUAGAAGACGCGCCAGCGCAUCUGAUAGCGGCAAUGAUGAUUGCAUCUUUGUGUAAUAACUCUUCUGUCAUAAGAAAAGAUGGAACCGAAGAUGAGUGGAAAGGAAUAGGCGAUCCAACAGAGGUCGUUGCUUUGGUGCUCGCGGCUCAAAAAGGAGGCUUCUCAAGAAAUUAUUGGGAAACAGAGUAUGGGUUCUCGAAAUUUAAUGAGAAACCCUUUGAUAGCGAACGUAAACUUAUGAGCGUAGUGUACACAAACACAUUAGAACAAUUUAAGCAAAUGAAAUUUGUUUUGGUUAAGGGCGCACCUGAAGAACUACUUAGCAAAUGCACACGUUGCCUACCUAACGUGUUGACAUCAAAAGUGGACGCACCGUUCGACAUAAUUCUUGGAGAGAAGGAGAAUUGUAAACCAUGUGAAUUGACGGAGAAAUUUGUUGAAGACGUAUCAGAACAAAGCUCGAGAAUGGCAUCACAAGGUUUAAGGGUCCUUGGGUUGGCAUUCAAAUUAGCUUAUGAAGAUGAGUUUCCUCUCUUCUCUUCUGAUGUGGAUGAAGACAUUAAAGAAGCGAAAGAUGUCACCUCUCCUGAAUCGCCAUCAAUGAACCCACUGUUUGCAGAAAAGGAUUUAACAUUUGUUGGAUUGAUUGGGCUGAUAGAUCCACCAAAAAAAUCUGUUGCGGAAUCUGUUCGAAAAUGUAAGGAAGCAGGAAUCCGUGUUAUUAUGAUUACUGGCGAUCAUGCUGCUACAGCUACCGCAAUAGCGACAGAUAUCGGUAUAAUGGAGCCCGAAGCACCACAUAUGAACCGUGUAAUUCGUGGUGCAGAAGUUGAUCUUCUAUCAGAUGAGGCUAUCGCACAAUUAAAUCCAUUUCCUAAUAUUUUUGCGCGUGUCAGUCCGGAUAACAAAUUAAGAAUUGUCAAGGCUUUACAGAAUCUCGGUAACUCGGUGGCUAUGACCGGAGAUGGUGUCAACGAUGCACCGGCGAUUAAGGCCGCAGAUGUCGGUGUCGCGAUGGGGAUUAGUGGUACCGAGAUCACAAAACAAGCUGCGGACAUUGUCCUCGCCAAUGAUGAUUUCUCAACCAUAGUUGCAGCGGUUGAGGAAGGGAGACAAGUGUUUGAUAAUAUUCUCAAAUUUAUUGUGUAUCUCUUAAGUUGUAACGGAGCCGAGAUCGUUUUGAUGUUGCUUUGCGCAAUCAUCAAUGUAGAAUUACCUUUUACAACCAUAAUGAUUUUGUUUGCCAAUAUAAUCGCUGAUGUUCCACCCGCAAUAUCUCUUGGCAUCGAACCAGCCGAAGGCGAUCUCAUGAAAAGAAAACCACGUGAUCCGGGUUCUGGCGUGCUCAACGCGUACACAACGUCAAUAUUGAUAAUGCAAACAUUUGUGAUGGCCAUGGCAACAUUUGGUUUAUAUGAGAUCGCACUGAAUAUUGAGAAAAUUCCAUUAGAAGAUUCUAGAUCAUUGGCAUUUGCCACAUUAACCACCAUGCAGUUGUUUCAAGGGUUCCUGUCUAGAACACUAAAUGAGAGUGUGUUUAGGACCGGAUUUUUCGGAAACAAGUGGAUGGUUGGAAGCGUAUUUGGAUCUUUUAUCACACUGGCGAUUGGUAUCUAUGUGCCAGGUAUUAGGGAAUGGUUUACACUUACACCCAUCCCAGCUUUUGGAUGGGCAAAAAUUUCAAUAUGUCUUGCCAUCCAGUCAAUGUUUAGUGAAAUUGGUAAAAUGUUCGGACGAAGGAUUAGAGAUAAGGAGAUUGACAAUGAGUUACAAUUUUGA